Molecule: messenger RNA, 2709 nt
Organism: Metarhizium acridum CQMa 102
Lineage: Eukaryota; Fungi; Ascomycota; Sordariomycetes; Hypocreales; Clavicipitaceae
Product: bifunctional hydroxyacyl-CoA dehydrogenase/enoyl-CoA hydratase fox2
Molecular function (GO): oxidoreductase activity
Source: RefSeq, a predicted model, not a curated record
AUGGCCGAACAAUUGAGAUUCGACGGCCAGGUCGUCGUCGUCACCGGCGCUGGCGGUGGUCUCGGCAAGGCCUAUGCCCUCUUCUUCGCUUCGCGAGGUGCCAGUGUCGUUGUCAACGACUUGGGAGGUUCAUUCCAGGGCGAGGGCAACUCAACAAGGGCUGCCGAUGUCGUUGUCGAGGAAAUCGAAAAGGCCGGCGGCAAGGCUGCGGCCAAUUACAACAGUGUCGAGGAUGGCGACAAGAUCAUCGAGACGGCCAUCCAGGCCUUUGGCCGUGUUGAUGUCGUCAUCAACAACGCCGGUAUCCUCCGAGAUGUUAGCUUCAAGAACAUGACCGACCAGGACUGGGACCUCAUCAUGAAGGUCCACGUCAAGGGCGCCUACAAGGUCGCUCGUGCCGCCUGGCCUCAUUUCAGAAAGCAAAAGUACGGCCGUGUCAUCAACACUGCCUCUGCCGCCGGCCUGUUCGGGAACUUCGGCCAAACCAACUACUCAGCUGCUAAGCUGGCCAUGGUUGGUUUCACUGAAACUCUUGCCAAGGAGGGAGCCAAAUACAACAUCAUGAGCAACGUUAUUGCUCCUAUUGCUGCCAGCCGAAUGACUUCCACUGUUAUGCCUCCAGAUGUUCUUGAGCAGCUCAAGCCUGAGUGGGUUGUUCCCCUGGUUGCAGUUCUUGUUCACUCCGGCAACACCACUGAGAACGGUGGCAUCUUCGAAGUCGGAGGCGGUCAUGUCGCCAAGCUGAGAUGGGAGCGUUCCAAUGGUCUGCUCCUCAAGGCUGACGACUCCUAUACACCGAGUGCCAUCCUCAAGAAGUGGGAUCAGGUUGUCGACUUUUCCAAGAAGCCCCAGUACCCCUCUGGCCCCAACGACUUCUUGACUCUGCUUGAGGAGUCCAUGAAGAUGGGCCCCAGCGAGCAGGGUGACAAGAUCGACUUCGCUGGCAAGGUUGCGCUGGUCACUGGUGGUGGUGCUGGUAUCGGCCGUGCUUACUGCUUAGCCUUUGCCAAAUAUGGCGCUACCGUAGUCGUCAACGAUCUCAUGAACCCCGAUGAUGUUGUCAAUGAGAUCAAGAAGGCUGGCGGCAAGGCCGUCGGUGUCAAGGCUUCCGCCGAGGACGGUGACACUGUCGUCAAGGCUGCCAUUGACAACUUUGGCCGCAUUGAUAUCAUUGUCAACAAUGCUGGCAUCCUCCGUGACAAGGCCUUUGCUAACAUGGACGAUUCCCUCUGGGAUCCCGUAUUCAACGUGCACUUGCGUGGUACCUACAAGGUCACCAAGGCUGCCUGGCCAUAUUUCCUCAAGCAGAAGUACGGUCGUGUCAUCAACACCACCUCUACCAGCGGUAUCUAUGGCAACUUUGGCCAAGCCAAUUAUGCUGCUGCCAAAUGCGGUAUUCUCGGUUUCUCCCGAGCACUCGCCAUCGAAGGCCAGAAAUACAACAUCUUUGUCAACACCAUCGCCCCCAACGCCGGUACGGCCAUGACCGCUACCGUCAUGCCUCCCGAGAUGGUCCAGGCCUUCAAGCCCGACUACAUUGCUCCUCUCGUCCUCGCACUCUGCGGCGACAGCUGCCCUGACCCCACUGGUGGGCUUUACGAGGUCGGCAGCGGCUGGUGUGGAAAGACUCGCUGGCAGCGAACCGGUGGUCACGGAUUCCCCGUGAACGUCAAGCUUGUCCCUGAGGAGGUUGUCAAGCACUGGAAGGACAUUGUUAACUUUGAUGACGACCGUGUGGAUAACCCUGAGAAGGCUCAGGAUUCUAUGAUGAAGAUUAUGGGCAACAUGGGAAACGUUGUUGAGAAGGUUGAUGAACCCGCCGCCAGCAACGAGUACCUCGAUGCCAUCAAGGCUGUCAUCGGCAAGGAGGGCCCUCCCGUUGAGUACAAGUUUGAAGAGCGAGACUCGAUCCUGUACAACUUGGGUCUUGGUGCCAAGCACACUGAGCUGAAAUAUGUCUUCGAAGGAGCUGAGGACUUCCAGGUGCUCCCGACCUUUGGCGUCAUCCCCAUCUUCACCGCCGAAAUGCCCUUUGACUUUGGCAACAUAAUCCCCAACUUCUCGCCAAUGAUGCUCCUCCACGGCGAGCAGUACCUCGAGAUCCGCAAGUUCCCUCUCCCCACGAGCGGCACCCUCGAAUCCCGCGGCAAGCUCGUCGAAGUUGUUGACAAGGGCAACGCCGCCGUCGUCAAGACCGCCCUCACCACCGUCAACAAGGAGACUGGCGAGGACGUCUUCUACAGCGAAAUGACGGCCUUUGUCCGCGGCAGCGGUGGCUUCGACGGCCCCAAGAAGGGCCAGGACCGCGGCGCUGCCACCGCCCCGCACGCCAUCCCCAAGCGUGCUCCCGAUGCCGUCGUCGAGUCCAAGACGGACGAGAACCAGGCUGCUAUUUACCGUCUCAGCGGCGACUACAACCCUCUUCACAUUGAUCCCUCCUUUGCCAAGAUGGGCGGCUUCAAGCGCCCCAUUCUUCACGGUCUCUGCUCCUUCGGUGUCGCCGGCAAGGCCAUCUACGAGACCUUUGGCCCCUUCAAGAACAUCAAGGUCCGCUUCGCUGGUACCGUCGACCCCGGCCAGACCCUCGUCACGGAGAUGUGGCGCGAGGGCAACAAGGUCAUCUUCCAGACUAAGAUUAAGGAGACUGGCAAACUGGCUAUUGGUGGCGCGGGCGUCGAGCUGCUCGAUGGCGAUAACAGCAAGAUUUGA